AUGAUUGUUCGACGACAGCGACAGGGUCAGGCACGACGGGCCAAAGAGGUGUCCACCCUGGGAUUGACGUUGUGGGCCGGAAUCCUCUUAUGUGGGAGCUACUUGAACGAGUCAGGGGAGCAAACUCUCCACUCAAGCUAUGGCCUAGGGAAGAUGGGAGAGGUCUCUCGAUCAGGGGGACCCGACUGUCCGCCCCGCGCUGUUGAGAACCCGAACAAAUACCCCCUUGCACGACCGGCGAAUCAAUCGAGUUGGCGUUUCGCGGGUAACGAGCACGUUACGAUGGCACGACUAUUACCUACGGCUUGCCCUUGUUGGAAGCGAACCAGGGCCUUUGCAUUAUAUACCCAGGGCAACUGUCCCCCCCUUGUUUUUGCUUCUUUGAGAAUUCCUUUUUAUGCGUCCUAUGUUAUAUUGGAACAAAAUAAACAAAAUUUUGUUUGGACGAGCCGACGGACGACAGGAAUGGAAACGACGGGGAAACAGAAGAUCCGUUGA
Molecule: messenger RNA, 498 nt
Organism: Colletotrichum graminicola M1.001
Lineage: Eukaryota; Fungi; Ascomycota; Sordariomycetes; Glomerellales; Glomerellaceae
Exons: 1
Coding region: 1-498 (165 amino acids)
Source: RefSeq, a predicted model, not a curated record